AUGCCUUCCAAGAUCGCUCUCUCCAUCAGCGUUCUGACCGCCGCUCUUGGCAUGGUCAGCGCUGCCCCUCACUACGAGUACAGCUCGUACAACGGCGGACACAACGUCUACUCGGACACCGAGAACAAGCUCAUCGACCUUUCGGACCUCGACCUGGGCAUCGACAUUCUUAAGCGCACCGACUACAGUGCUUGCAAGAAGUAUGUCUCGUCGUACAACGGUGGGUACAACGUCUACUCGGUCAACGAGAACAAGCUGGUCGACGCCAGCGAUGCCACUAUCGACAUCAGCGUCCUCAGCCUGGAUGGCCGCAAGAAGAAGACCUGGCACAAGGCCCCCAAGUACUGUGUCGAGUACAUCAAGAGCUACAACGGCGGCCACAACGUUGUUGUCAAGAACGAGAACAAGGGUGUCGAUCUCUCGGGUCUCAACCUUGGCAUUGACAUCCUCAAGCGCAAGGCUCCCGAGUACUCGUACCACAACGCCGGCCACAACGUCGACUCUCACACCGAGAACAAGCUGGUUGACGCUUCCGACCUCCACCUUGAUGUCGACGUGCUCAGCAAGCGCAACGGUCCCUCGUACAGCUCUUACAACGGCGGCCACAAUGUCUACUCUGACACUGAGAACAAGCUGGUUGACGCCUCUGACCUCGACCUGGACGUCGACGUGCUCAGCAAGCGCAACGGUCCCUCGUACAGCUCGUACAACGGCGGCCACAAUGUCUACUCUGACAACGAGAACAAGCUGAUCGACGCUUCGGACCUGUUCGCUGACAUCGACAUCCUCAAGAAGCGCAAGGCUCCCUCGUACAGCUCGUACAACGGCGGCCACAACGUCUACUCGGACAACGAGAACAAGCUGAUCGACCUCUCUGGUCUGCUUGCCAACGUUGACAUCCUCAGCAAGCGCAAGGCACCCGAGUACUCGUACUACAACGGCGGACACAACGUCGAGUCGACCAACGAGAACAAGCUGAUCGACCUUUCGGAUCUGCUUGCCAACGUUGACGUCCUCAAGAAGCGUCACUACAAGGAGGUCAAGUCGUACAACGGCGGACACAACGUCGAGUCGACCAGCGAGAACAAGCUGAUCGACGUGUCGGACCUGACUGCGCUCGUCAACGUGCUGAGCAAGCGCCACGAGCCCAAGGUCAAGUCGUACAACGGCGGCCACAACGUGGUUAGCACCAACGAGAACAAGCUGAUCGACCUCUCGGACCUGACUGCGCUCGUUAGCGUGCUUAGCAAGAGGAGCCUCAAGGGUUACGGAUCCAAGAUCCACGCCCGCGACAUUUCCGAGGACCUCUACCGCCGCACCAACGACGACGAGGACUGCACGUGCACCAAGAAGACCAAGCCUACGCCUCCCAAGCAGACGGUCACCACUCCUCCCAAGGACACGGGUGACUGCAGCAGCGACACGCCCGCUCCUGCCAAGCCUUCGCCCUCGACGCCUGCUCCCUCGGACAAGCCCCCCAAGUCGCACCACCACCCCAAGCCCUCGUCGUCGACCACCGUGCCCCCUGCCACGCACACCCCGGCCACCACCACCACGGCUUCUUCCACCUCUUCGACUGCCCCUCCUAAGCACACGCCUACUCCCACCAAGCCCACCUGCUCCGACAGCGAGGUCUACGUUGACGAGGGCCACAACGUCGUGUCCAAGAACGAGAACAAGCUGCUCGACCUGAGCAACAUCACGAUCCAGAUCGGCCUGCUCGACGGCCUGCUUGGCGGCGGCAACAAGAAGACCAAGUCGGUCCCUGCUGACUCGACCUGCACGGCCAGCGAGGGCUGCUGUGUCGCCAAGAGCGUCUACUACUACAACGGCGGCCACAACACCGAGGUUACCAACGACAACAAGGGCAUCGACCUUUCGGGCCUCAACCUUGGCCUCGACAUCCUCUAA
This is a messenger RNA of Sporisorium graminicola, 1911 nucleotides long. RefSeq lists its product as uncharacterized. The record is from RefSeq and is a predicted model, not a curated record. Bases 1 to 1911 code for a protein of 636 amino acids. The transcript has a single exon. Lineage: Eukaryota; Fungi; Basidiomycota; Ustilaginomycetes; Ustilaginales; Ustilaginaceae.